Chelmon rostratus (copperband butterflyfish) is the source of this 1679-nucleotide messenger RNA. It is a transcript of the gene hbp1, whose product is annotated as HMG-box transcription factor 1. Gene Ontology annotation, biological process: regulation of transcription by RNA polymerase II. The coding region runs from base 137 to 1495 and encodes 452 amino acids. The transcript has 11 exons. Gene Ontology annotation, molecular function: DNA-binding transcription factor activity, RNA polymerase II-specific; protein binding; RNA polymerase II cis-regulatory region sequence-specific DNA binding. The record is from RefSeq and is a predicted model, not a curated record. Lineage: Eukaryota; Metazoa; Chordata; Actinopteri; Chaetodontiformes; Chaetodontidae. Gene Ontology annotation, cellular component: nucleus.
CACCUCUCGAGUGAAUGCCAGAGAGUUUGUCGAUGGCGACAGGUUUGCUGGCGUGGCAUAAUAUGAUGAUGGAAGCUGAGUAAACUGACCAGGCCUGUUUAAAAAAAAAAGAGGAAACAGCAGAACAUUGUAAAGAAUGGACGAGUCUUUUGAUCCACUCAAGUGUAACGAGGACCUGCCUUCCUCCCCCGGGUGUCACAUGGAUUAUGAUGACAUGCCAGAGCUGCAGGAGGUGGAGGAGGACCAGAGGUCUCCAGGGUUAUUUCAGGUUGGAGCGGGAGUGUCUCACCAAGAACUCAGCUGCUCCCCCAGCACCAACUGGCUUACUGAACUAGCCAACAUUGCCACCAGUCCUCAGAGCCCCCUGCUGAAGAACGCCCCACAUAAGAGAUCAUCUCCAGUCCACAUCUUUGGCAACAGUAAUAGUUUACAUUCCUACGCCCGUCCCCCAUUAGCUAGUAGCGCACCCAACCCGUCCAGAGGCCACCUCAGGGAGCGCAGGCGUGUCAGGGCAAGCAGUGAAUCGGAGUCUGGAGUUUUCUCAAUGUCCUCAUCGUUUUCUGAUGAUGAAGACAUGGCCUGGUCUCACUCCUGGCCCUCCACAGCCUGGCAUUGCUUCCUUAAAGGAACUCGCCUGCGCUUCCAUCGAGGUCCUAAUGUGGAGUGGCAGGAAGCCGAUGAACUCGGGGACUCUGAUGAUGACUCAGAUGAUGAAACCAUGAUGCCAUCCUCCUCCUCUCUUAAGAGGUAUGGUUCAGAUGGGUUGAAGUUGGUGAGCCACGAAGAGACGGUAUCUUUUAGCCAGGCAGUUCUGAAGCUGACCUUUGACCCUGGCUCACCUGAUGAUGGCCUGUUAACAGCUGAAUGCCGAUUGGAUCACCCAUUUUUUGUCAAAAAUAAAGGGUGGUCUUCCUUUUAUCCGAGCCUUACUGUGGUGCACCAUGGGAUCCCGUGCUAUGAGAUGCAGUUGGGCGAUGUUUGCCUGCCACCAAACCACCCAGAUGCCAUUAACUGCGACGACUCUGUGGUCUUUGACACUUUCAGAAGUUACGACUUCACCCCACUAGAUUCCUCUGCAGUGUAUGUUCUGAGCAGCAUGGCUCGUCAGCGCAGGACCUCCCUGUCUAGCGGGGGUGCUGUCAGUCCAGACUGUGAUAAACUCGAGCGCUCCAGCUCCCCACAAUCCUCGACUAGCAAAUCAAACAGGAGCCACACCUCAGGGACAGCCAGUGGUGCCACGCCUAUAAAAUGCAAGCGGCCAAUGAAUGCCUUCAUGCUCUUUGCCAAGAAGUACCGAGUGGAGUACACGCAGAUGUAUCCUGGGAAGGACAACAGAGCCAUCAGCGUCAUCCUGGGUGACAAGUGGAAGAAGAUGAAGAGCGAGGAGAGGAGGAUGUACACCAUGGAGGCCAAGGCUCUCGCAGAGGAGCAGAAAAGACUCAAUCCAGACUGCUGGAAACGUAAACGAACCAACUCAGGUUCCCAGCAGACCUAGAUAAUCCCCCAGAAUCCCCAGCUGCUGGUGUUUUGGCCUAGAGAAGUGCUGGACAGAGUCUGAUGGACCGCUUGAUGCCUCUUUGCUCUCCUGUAUUCUUGAGACUCAACUGUGAUGCUGAAUUCACUUGCUUUUUAUAACCUUGAAGCAUUAUUAGAAAAAAAAAAAAACAGAAUUACCUUGA